Messenger RNA from Ambispora leptoticha, 999 nucleotides. NCBI's taxonomy places the organism in Eukaryota, Fungi, Glomeromycota, Glomeromycetes, Archaeosporales, Ambisporaceae. The record is from the annotation of a GenBank genome assembly.
AUGAGUUUCACUGAGCGAUGGGUGGGGGUUGGACUUGUAAUCGGAGCUUUAAUUUUAUCAAUCUUCUCUUUACUUAGAAUGCUCAUUCUUCGAAAUGCCGCUUCAAAAUAUUUACUAUUCCCAACAAUUAAUAUGCUAUUAAUAUUAGCAGAAAUAAAUACACUUGUGCAGAUAUUUGUCAUAAUGCAUUUGGACGACCCUAAGAUUACAAUGAUAACGAAAACUAUAAAUGAUCUUUUGUAUCUCUUGUCUAAGCCGAUUAUUCUUUAUUUAGCUUACGAGCGUUGUCGCGCUGUUUUUCAACCCUAUCAAAAAUUUCCGUGGGCACAUUACGCUUUCUUUUUCAUUCGAAUUGCACAGAUAUUUUCAGUACUAGUCGGCGAUAUAAUUUACAUCAUAAGAUGUGACUACGAUAUGAAGGAUACAGAUCUUUCAAUUUUGAAAAAAAUUCGCGAUGGAUAUGCACCAAUUCCACGAAUUUAUUAUAUUUUCAAUGGCUCGAAAGAAGAAAAGAAAAUUUUGAAUUACCGUCGUCUUCAAGCCAUUUCAUUCGUGAUAGAUUUGUUGCUCUUAUCAGCCAUGAUUAUAUAUCGAUUAAUCAAUACGUUUGAAAUAGUUCCUACUUAUGACUAUGCUGAUGUAUUUUGCACCGCGUUCACUGUCUUUAACAUGACUCAAUUUGGUGUCACGAUCCCAAAAUUAUUCAAAUCUCGACAAACUAUACAGGUAAAAUCAUCAAACUCGAAUUCCGAAAAGAGUAAAUCAUACCUUCAUCUUGAUGACGAUAAUCGCGCACCGCGAACUUCAACAACUCCUCAAAGUCCUGAUCGUUUAUUUGUGCGCAACAGUAAUACCGAUAUAGAUAAAAAGAACGAGCAAGUAUUUAGCAUUCAAGUAUCGGUUCACGAUGUUAUAACCACAACUCAAAGCUUUGACUAUCAUCAACAAGGAUACGCAAACCCAUUUAAUCAAGUAACAGUAAAUGCUGAAAAAUUUUGA